UCAAAGAAAAGACUUAUUAAAAGGGGAAUGAAGAGAUGAACACUCUUUUUAAAUUACAAUUGCUACGAGGCAGUUCUCACAGAGAGAAAAUAGUACGCAGACACCUCCGAGAUGUAUCCGAUUGUGUAAAUCUGCCCGACUCGUAUUUACUCAAAAACUGUGGAGUUAACCGGAUGGUAUUCCAUCGAAUUCUACUUAUACUAGAGCCUGUUGUUCCCAAGACACAAAGGUCGAAUGGUAUACCAUUCCCUUUAAAGGUACUGCUGACUUUGUCAUUUCUGGCUAGUGGUUCCCAUCAGAAGUCAGUGGGCAAAGAUUUCAAUGUCAAUAUUUCCCAAAAGUCAGUGAGUAGAGUUAUCAAGAUCAUUGUAGAAGGACUCAACUUUGUGUUGGAUAAAUGGGUGGUAUUUCCAAGUAGUUCCCUUCAGAGGGAACAAAUAAAAGAUGGUUUUUACAGGAAGUAUCACUAUCCUGAAACUAUUGGAUGCCUAGAUGGCACUUAUGUUGAAAUAGUGUGCCCUAGGGAUGAUGAAGAAGCAUUCUAUGACAAAAAAUGCCAAUACUCCAUACAUGCACAGAUUAUGUGUGAUGCGGAUAUGGUGAUAACAGCAGUGUGCUGCCGUUUUGGCGGGGCGUCGAGCAACGCCUACAUCUGGAGCAAGAUGAACAUUCGGCCUUUUAUCGAGCAUGUCAGUAAGCAGGGCGAGACUGGCUGGAUUAUUGCUGACAGCAAAUAUCCGCAAAGACCAUGGCUUAUGACACCGAUCCCCCACGCGCCCCAAGGCACGCCAGAAUCCCAGUACAACCACUUCCACGCUCGCACGAAAUCCUGCAUCAACUGCUGCAUCGCGAAGCUAAAGGGCCGAUGGCAGUGCCUUUAUAAAAGACCUCUACAUUACUCCCCACAAAGAGCUGCGAAGAUUAUCAAUGCUUGUGCUGUGUUGCAUAAUCUUUGCACAAAAGCUGGGUUGGACACGGAGCCUUAUGUAGAAACUGAGGCGCUUACGAUGAAUGAAGCUACUGAACUGCCUGAAGAUAAUAUGAAUGACUUGUAUAUUGGUAUGGAAGUGAGACGGCAGUUGGCGGAAAGAAUUUACUACAGUGUUUAAGAUACAUAUGUUGAA
Molecule: messenger RNA, 1124 nt
Organism: Cydia splendana
Lineage: Eukaryota; Metazoa; Arthropoda; Insecta; Lepidoptera; Tortricidae
Product: putative nuclease HARBI1
Exons: 5
Coding region: 36-1109 (357 amino acids)
Source: RefSeq, a predicted model, not a curated record